GGCCGUUCUUAUGUUCUUAACAUUCUGUUACCACGACCUCAUUCCUGUUAUAGUAGAUCAUAGAUUCUUAGUGUCUGACAGAGUGAAUAGCUGCCAUGUAACUAUACCAAUAGCCAUCAUUACUACUUAGAGAAUGAGAUUGUUCUGGUCUUCUGCCAUCAAUCAGCUUAUUCAUUAUUAUUUUUUAACUGCUUCCAGGCUACAACCUGGAACUGUUGGACCACUAUGCCCCCUUAACUCUCCUCCCUGGGCUGACUCUUACAAUGCCGUUGUAGUGACAAAUAGCAAACCUCUUCAGGGGCUGUGAUCACUGAGCCAACAACAUGCAGAGACAUACCCAGCUAAAUUGUAUGAAGCUCUCGAACCUACUCAUGAACUAUACAGAAAGGGAGACACCAGCUAAUCCCUCAGGUCCCAAGUCUUGUACCCCAGAAAUGUACUGUCUUACACUGCUCGAGACCUUCUCUUGAACAAUGCAAACUCUUUAAUUAGUUCACCAUUUCGUCGAAGGAUAGUGGAUGUGCCCUAGCUUUUGUAAUCUGAGCAGAUUCUCCAGGCACUUCAAACAAAUUCACUGUGGUUUACCUCUAAUGAUUAUCAUCCACAAGUCCUGGUGUGGAGCUUGCAAAGCUUUAAAGCCAAAGUUUGCUGAAUCCAAGGAGAUCUCCGAACUUGCCCAUAAUUUUAUUAUGGUAAACCUUGAGGAUGAAGAAGAGCCAAAGGAUGAAGCUUUUAGCCCUGAUGGUGGUUAUAUUCCCAGAAUCCUUUUCAUGGAUCCCAGUGGGAAGGUCCAUCCAGAGAUUAUAAAUGAGAAAGGAAACCCAAGCUACAAGUAUUUCUACAUCAAUGCUGAUCAAGUUGUCCAAGGAAUGAAGGAAGCCCAAGAGAAGCUGACAGGAGGUGCUUUCAAACAAAAACAUCUUGGCGAUGAAUUAUAAUAUAUAUAUUGAACAUUCCUUUUCCAUCACCCUGAAGCUCUGAAAGGAUAAAUGAUUUUUUUUGUUUUAAUCCAUUAAACAUACCAAGAAAUGUAGUUGCACUGGAAAGACGUAAUUCUCCUCUCAAUAACUUGGAAGGUUAAACACUAUCUGAUUUUUCACACACCUCCAUCAAAUACAGUGUUAUCUUCUCCCUGUCUAGAGUACACGUUAGUGCUUAUUUACAGCUGAUGUACAUGCAUACACAACCUCAUCUUGAAUGGACACAUCAGAUCUGUCCACAUAAACAAUGACCACUUGUAUCCAGAGGCCUAGAUCUUACCCUCUUCUUAAGAGCAAUGAUUUUUACAUUUUCAGAUAGCCAGCACUUGGUCUCCAAUCAGUGCUUGCUCCCCUACGUUUGACUGACAUGAAGUCAUCCCUUUGAUUUCAGUGGGGAUACUCAUGAGUAGGAGAUGUGACUCAAGCCUGCUGUAUUCUGAAAAGCCAAAAAAAAAUCAAACCAAUAAUUCUGCCAUGAACACUUAAAACAAAUAGAGUUAUUUUGAUUAAUAUCUAGUAGCAUGUGGAAUAGUCACUCUGAACAUUCUUUUUCUUGUAGGAACUCUUUGUGACUUGACUUUAUUUGCAUUCAGGUUGAAACUCCACCUAUCUAUUGUAUGUUCAUCUUUCAACUGUUAUAUUAAGAGAAGAUAGCUUAUAUUGAAGCAUUAUGGGGUUCUCCCCCGUUUUUGCGGAAUGUUUUUGGAGAAUGUCUUGCCAUCACAUUGUACUGUAUUUUUGUACUAUGGUGAAAAAUAAAAAUGAAAACUUUUUAAGAAUAAA
Molecule: messenger RNA, 1763 nt
Organism: Chelonoidis abingdonii (Abingdon island giant tortoise)
Lineage: Eukaryota; Metazoa; Chordata; Testudines; Testudinidae
Gene: TXNDC12
Product: thioredoxin domain containing 12
Cellular component (GO): endoplasmic reticulum
Source: RefSeq, a predicted model, not a curated record